Messenger RNA from Mercenaria mercenaria, 582 nucleotides. RefSeq lists its product as uncharacterized. The record is from RefSeq and is a predicted model, not a curated record. Lineage: Eukaryota; Metazoa; Mollusca; Bivalvia; Venerida; Veneridae. Bases 73 to 582 code for a protein of 169 amino acids. The transcript is spliced from 2 exons.
GAUAGCCAUCCGAUAUUUCGUAUUUUGAACGAAAGCCGGUGACAAAUCUGCCUAAAAAUUCUAAACGACAACAUGCCAAUAAUAAGGCUGUUAAUAGUAUUUUUAGUGUAUAAAAGUGUGCUUUCAAGUGUAAAUGGAAAUAAUAGCAACUCUGAAAAUGAUUCCAAAGUUCUUCAAAUGCUGAUUGAUUGUGGAGGGAAUGUUGCAUCUCUAAGAAAUGAGCUUCAAGACAUGAAAGAUAAGUUAGAAAGACUGCGUUCAGAGACAGCAACGGACACCUACAUUAGAUGGGGAAGAUCUUCUUGUCCUAGCGGAGCAGCAAACGUUUAUGACGGGUUUGUUGCGGGGUCAUAUUAUAGCCAUAGUGGAGCAGCUGCUAAUUAUAUUUGUCAAAAAAGCCAAAUUCAAUUCUCACUCUUAAAAUCCUCGUUACGUCAGUUAUAUAUACGGAGUACGAAACUGCCGGAAGUAUUUGGAACAAUAUCUAUGACCAUGAGGUUCUAUGUGCCGUUUGUCACAUUCCGCGUAGCAGUGUCAUCAUGGUUUCUGGAAGAGACGACUGUCCUGAAAAUUUUAAAGUAG